GUUUUCAUUCUCGGCGUCAACUUCCCGGAGCGGAACCUUCUGAAGAAAUCUCUCCAAACCUUCUUCGGUAUCGGAACCGACACUUCCUCCCGUCUCCUUGCCCGCUUCAACAUCCACCCUACUUGCCGCGUCGGCGAGCUUGCCAACAAGCAGGUUCUCGAUUUGACUGCCGUGCUGUCGGAUAUGAAGAUUGAGAAUGAUCUCCGCCGAGAGGUUCUCAACGAUAUUAAGCGCUUGAAGGAAACUGGUACCUACCGUGGUCGUCGCCAUGCUCUGGGUCUGCCUGUGCGAGGACAGCGCACACGCUCUCAGAUCAAAACCCCUGUCAGAUUGAACCGCAUGGAGCGUCGUCUAUAA
Messenger RNA from Penicillium malachiteum, 357 nucleotides. RefSeq names its product mitochondrial 37S ribosomal protein uS13m. Gene Ontology annotation, biological process: translation. Gene Ontology annotation, molecular function: structural constituent of ribosome; RNA binding. Gene Ontology annotation, cellular component: ribosome; mitochondrion; small ribosomal subunit. The record is from RefSeq and is a predicted model, not a curated record. The transcript has 3 exons. The annotation marks the transcript as partial. NCBI's taxonomy places the organism in Eukaryota, Fungi, Ascomycota, Eurotiomycetes, Eurotiales, Aspergillaceae.